Messenger RNA from Podarcis lilfordi (Lilford's wall lizard), 34304 nucleotides. The record is from the annotation of a GenBank genome assembly. NCBI's taxonomy places the organism in Eukaryota, Metazoa, Chordata, Lepidosauria, Squamata, Lacertidae.
GUCCUGAGGGAACACCCGGGGCCCCGACCUCACGAGUUCCAGCAACGGGUAUGGGAGUGCUUCAUUCUCCUCUGCCAUGGCUCUGGGUCUUUUUUACCAUUGCCAUUUCCUCCGCUCCUCCUCCCUUCCCUCGCACCGGCUCACUUACGUAUUUCGCCCCCCUCAUCUGCCGCUCAGCGCUGUCGGGGCCGAGGCUGGGCUGCGUGCCGCCGAGGCCUUUUCUCUGGCACAUCGGCUGCUUAUUGGUUGAGCUGUGCUUCAGCACCGCCUCCCAGUUCAGAGGGGAUGGCUCGAUUGGCUGAGCUGAGGAUCGCUCACUCACAAUGUGGUGAAGGGAAGAGGGUGAGGGCUAAGUUGUUGGGCCUUUUCUCGCUCCCUCCCACUUCAUCCAUUAGGAUCCUGAGUGGGGGACAAGCACUGGUGCGCUUGGCUCAGAGGCCGCUUCCUAAGACCAAGAAAGCGGCAUACCAGCAGCGGGGCGGCAGCUUGUUUACUUCAGGAUCGUAGUAAAAAAGGGGAGGAGGUUCCCCCGCCUGCUGAGGAGAGGAACUAGGCUUUCCGUUGGGCAUCUCGUUCUCAAGUACCGCCUGCUAUCCCUGGUUCCGCAUUUUCACUGGCCGAACCGCACGUCAUUCAAAAAAAACAAGCCACGAGGGGGGCGGAACGGCCUGAUGAGCAGGGAUGAAGGGCAGGAGCCUACCAGAGGUUUUUUGCGUCAAUGGAUCAAAGGCGGGCAUUCACGUGGUUGCUGUUUCCGGCACGUCAUUGGCCCUUGCUAAGCCCCACCCUCUGGUCUUGUCCAGAUUCCAAAUGAGGCGUGGUCACGAGCUGGUCACGCCCCCUUAUUAAAAUAGCCAGUAGCCUCCGGGAAUAAGCCUUUGUACCCUUCUUGCUCGCUUCCCUUUUAGAUUGCGAGGUACGGGUGUCGUUGCACGUAUUUGCAUGUAUUUUGAAUAAUUAAUUGGCAUAUUUAAAUAAGGGCGUGUCACGUGCGACAUGUCCUUGCCCUCCCAGAGCAGCGCAAUAGCGGCCCCUGUGGCCUCACCAGUGGGGGAGAGAUGGGAAGUACUGCAAAAAUUUAGGUUCACAGCCGGAAGUGCUGCUGUGUUUGACGGUGCGCAGGGUGCUAUUUGCUCUCUGCCGGGGCUUGGCCAUCCACGUGGUCAACCUCCCUUCCUGGACUGAAGAAAAAGGGAAGGGGAUUAUUGGGGUGUCUGAGCUCCCCCCAUGGCGGCUGCAGAAGAGGAACAUCACUUGAGGAACGAGCUGGUCAUGAGUGAGGACGAGGAGGAGGAGAAGGAGGUGAACUUUGAAGCCCAACCGUAUUUAUUUCCAAAGCUGUACUCUGUGUGAUCCCAUGUGUGUGGGAGGGGAUGGUUUAGAGCCAUCCGCGCGUGGGGGAAGUGCUCUGUAAGCUCGGGGGGGGGGGGUACCUUUGUUCCCUUCUUGGGGUGCUGCGGUAUUCCUGUUGAGACGCUUUAAUGCAAUUGACUUUAAGGAUUUCUUUGCCCCGUGAACGAUGCCCAGGACAGCAUGCUAUAGGCGUAGCCGAGGGUGAAGGGGGACAAUCACGCCGGUUCUGCCCCCCCAAAACAAAAGUCCUGCUCCCCAACUACGUUCUGACCCACCCGCCGCAAAAAUUCUGGCUACGCUCAUGCAAUAAGGAAUAAAUAUAUUAAAGUUCUGCGAGAUUAAACAGCAGAACUGGAUUGAUGCCUCCUUGCAAAGGCUUGAAUGGCUUUUGAAAAUUCUACUCCUAAUCCUGAGUUUUGAUCCCUACAUCUGUGUCUCCCCUUGUCCUUUUCUUUUUGCGUUUUUCCUUACAGCCACUCUUCAAAGCUAUAAGCAGUGCUUUUUUCUAUUAAAAGAUGUGCUGGAACUCACCAUGAACUCCUCCCUUGUAAUGGCAAUGGCAGCCACCUGAGAGGUGCAGGAACUUAGUUCCGGCGAGUUCCAACUGGGGAAAAAAGCCCUGGCUAUAAGGCAGUAAGUCCAGUGAGCAGGUCAGUCUGAUUAGCUGGCAGCUGCAUCUCAUCACAGGUUAGCACUGCCAUGCUAGAGGCUAGGUAUGCUCAGUGGUACCCUUUGAAGUUAUUAUUCAUCUUGUUGCAAGGAUGAGUCUGGGUUCAGCUCUCUGUGAGAUGGUCCUUGGCCCUUAUUCAUUGGUAACCUUUUGUUCCCCAGGCAGACAAUGAAGAAGCAACAAAGCACCAUCAGCUUGUGGAUUCACUCACUGCCUUGGCUGGAGCGAAGCGGUAUGAAGGAAGGGAGAUAAUAAUAUUAUAAUAAUUUAUUAUUUAUACCCCGCCCAGCUGGCUGACUUUCCCCAGCCACUCUGGGCGGCUCCCAAUCGAGUGUUAAAAACAAUAUAGCAUUAAGUAUUACAAACUUCCCUAAACAGGGCUGCCUUCAGAUGUCUUUUAAAGAUAGGAUAACUGCUUAUUUCCUUCACAUCUGAAGGGAGGGCGUUCCACAGGGUGGGCACCACUACUGAAAAGCCCCUCUGUCUGGUUCCCUGUAACCUCACUUCUCGCAAUGAGGGAAUUGCCAGAAGGCGCUCGGCGCUGGAUCUCAGUGUCCGGGCUGAACGAUGGGGGUGAAGACGCUCCUUCAGGUAUACAGGACCGAGGCCGUUUAGGGCUUUAAAGGUCAGCACCAACACUUUGAAUUGUGCUCGGAAACAUACUGGGAGCCAAUGCAGACCUCUCAGGACUGGUGUUAUGUGGUCCCGGCGGCCACUUCCAGUCACCAGUCUAGCUGCCGCAUUCUGGAUUAAUUGCAGUUUCCAGGUCACCUUCAAAGGUAGCCCCACGUAGAGAGCAUUGCAGUAGUCCAAGCGGGAGAUAACUAGAGCAUGCACUACUCUGGCGAGACAGUCUGCAGUCAGGUAGGGUCUUAGCCUGUGUACCAGGUGGAGCUGGUAGACAGCCGCCCUGGACACAGAAUUAACCUGCGCCUCCAUGGACAGCUGUGAGUCCAAAAUGACUCCCAGGCUGCGCACCUGGUCCUUCAGGGGCACAGUUACCCCAUUCAGGACCAGAGAAUCCCCCACACCUGCCCGCCCCCUGUCCCCCCAAAACAGUAUUUCUGUCUUGUCAGGAUUCAACUUCAAUCUGUUAGCCGCCAUCCAUCCUCUAACCGCCUCCAGGCACUCACACAGGACCUUCACCGCCUUCACUGGUUCUGAUUUAAAAGAGAGGUAGAGCUGGGUGUCAUCUGCAUACUGAUGAAUACCCAGCUCAAACCCCCUGAUGAUCUUUCCCAGCGGCUUCAUAUAGAUAUUAAAAAGCAUGGGGGAGAGGACAGAACCCUGAGGCACCCCACAAAUGAGAGCCCAGGGGUCUGAACACUCACCCCCCAACACCACUUUCUGGACACGGCCCAGGAGAAAGGAGCGGAACCACCGUAUAACAGUGCCCCCAGCUCCCAGCCCCUCUAGACGGUCCAGAAGGAUGUUAUGGUCAAUGGUGUCAAAGGCCGCUGAGAGAUCCAGCAGAACUAGGAGACAGCUCUCAUCUUUGUCCCUAGCCUGCCGGAGAUCAUCAACCAGCACGACCAAGGCAGUUUCAGUCCUAUGGUGAGGCCUGAAUCCUGAUUGGAAGGGAUCCAAAUGGUCCGCAUCCUCCAGUCGUGCUUGGAGUUGUUCAGCAACCACCCGCUCAAUCACCUUUUGCCCAAGAAUGGAAGAUUUGAGACUGGGCGAUAGUUGGCCAUGUCGGCCGGGUCUAAAUAUGUUUUUUUAAGAAGCGGUUUAAUGACCGAUGGAAUUGGCUGGAGAGGGAGCGGUCUUCCCAAACACAGACUGUUUCAUGGCCCUGGUGAUGGAGACAAAGAAUGAUUAGCUUGAUUUUCCAUUCCUAACUAGGUCAAUGUCCUUUCUUUCUUUUUUUGCAGAUGGAGGGCAGUUGAACGCACUGAGGCGAUCAGACAGAUAUCGGAAUUUGAUCUUUGUGGUGGAGGUGAGAGCUUUCCCCUCAAGCGCUCGCAGCAUAGCAAUCGCUGGCACAGAUGAAUCCUCUGUUACCGAUGGGUCAUGGCUAAGAGGGAGCAUGUGACCAGAUCCAUGUACCAUUUCUCAAUCUCUAGCAGAGAGGCAUGGCUAUACAAGUUUGGCCUUCUAGAUGUUACUGGACAACAACUCCCAUGAUCCCUAGAAGAAGAGUUUGGAUUUGAUAUCCCGCUUUAUCACUACCCGAAGGAAUCUCAAAGUGGCUAACAUUCUCCUUUCUCUUCCUCCCCCACAACAAACACUUUGUGAGGUGAGUGGGGCUGAGAGACUUCAAAGAAGUGUGACUAGCCCAAGGUCACCCAGCAGCUGCAUGUGGAGGAGCGGAGACGCGAACCUGGUUCCCCAGAUUACAAGACUACCGCUCUUAACCACUACACCACACUAGCUAUUGACCAUGCUCGCGGGGCUGAUGGGAGUUGUAGUUCAGCAACAUCUGAAGAUGCCAGAGGUUCUCCACACUUGCUAUAGAACAUGGGUAGGCAAACUAAGGCCCGGGGGCUGGAUCUGGCCCAAUCACCUUCUAAAUCCAAAAAUCAGCAUGUUUUUACAUGAGUAGAAUGUGUCCUUUUAUUUAAAAUGCAUCUCUGGGUUAUUUGUGGGGCGUGCCUGGUGUUUUUACAUGAGUAGAAUGUGUCCUUUUAUUUAAAAUGCAUCUCUGGGUUAUUUGUGGGGCAUAGGAAUUCAUUCAUUCCCGCCCCCCCCCCCCAAAAAAUAUAGUCUGGUCCCCCACAAGGUCUGAGGGACAGUGGACCGGCCCCCUGCUGAAAAAGUUUGCUGACCCCUGCUAUAGAACAUAUGCUUUGCAUGCAGAAGAAAGUCCCUGGUUUGGUACCUCCAGGUUAAAUGGUCACAAAUCAGGUGAUGGGGUAGGUCUCUGUCUGAGACUCUGAAGAGCUGCUGCUAAUCAGAGUGAUGAUACUGGACAAGACGAUGUUGAUACCAAAACAAGGACAAGACCUGACGCUAAUUAAAAACUAUAGGCCCAUAUCACUGCUGAACAGUGAUUACAAAAUAUUCGCUGACAUUCUAGCGAACAGAUUGAAAAAAAUUAUUAAAUGAAAGUAUACACAAAGAUCAAGCUGGCUUUCUGCCAGGUAGAUACAUACACAGCAGCAUGAGGAAUGUAAUAGAUUUACUAGAAUACCUAGAAGAAAGAUAAGACAAAAAGGCUGCUUUAAUAUCAAUAGAUGCGGAAAAGACAUUUGACCAGGUGUCGUGGGACUUCAUGAAAAGGGUCAUAAAGGAAAUGAAACUGGGGGAAGAUUAUAUUAAAGCUAUAGAGGCAAUAUAUAGGAAACAAGCAGCCAAACUUAUUCUUAAUAAUGAAAUGACAGAAGAAUUUUGUAUAGAGAGGGGGACAAGACAAGGUUGCCCCUUGUCACCACUACUAUUUAUUAUGGUACUAGAAUUAUUGAUGAAUGUCAUAAGAAAUGAUAAUAAAAUAAAAGGUAUCUCAUUAGGGAAAAAGGAAUAUAAGAUCAAAGCAUUUGCGGAUGACCUGAUUCUGACUGUUGAAAACCCCAAAGAAAGUAUAAUACAGAUAAUUGAAAGAAUAUUAGAAUUUUGGAAAGUAGCCGGCUUUAAGUUAAACAAGAAUAAAACUAACAUGAUAGUAAAAAAUAUGACCAAGCAAGAAAAGGAAGAACUACAGGAGAUAUUAGGAUUAACAAUAGUAAAUAAGACCAAGUAUUUAGGAAUCUGACUGACCAAUAAUAAUAGUAAUCUAUUAAAAGAUAAUUACAUAAAAACCUGGAAAGGAAUCAAAAGAGAUUUAGAAAUCUGGAAUAAGUUAAGAUUAUCGCUUGUUGACAGAAUAUCGGUGGUUAAAAUGAAUGUAUUGCUGAAAAUUAUGUAUCUAUUCCAAAUGAUACCGAUAAUUGGAGGAAUGGGAAGUCUUAGAUUAUGGCAAAAAGAGAUAUCCAAAUUCAUAUGGCAGUAUAAAAAACCAAGAAUUAAACACAAGCUUCUAAUAGAUAAAAAACAUAGAGGUGGACUGGCGCUACCUGACCUAAAUUUAUAUUAUGACGCUGUCUGUUUAAAUUGGCUAAAAGAGUGGAUUGUAUUAAAAAAUAGUGAUUUGUUAGAUCUAGAAGGAUUUAACAGUCGUUAUGGUUGGCAUGCGUAUUUAGCUUAUGAAAAAGGGAAAGUACACGGGAUUUAUGAACCAUGUCAUUAGGAAAUCAUUAUAUAAAACAUGGACAAAAUAUAAGGAUCUACUAGAACUGAAAACACCAUGGUGGGCAUCACCUCUAGAAGCAAUUACAAUAAAAAAGAAAAAUAUGGAAGUAGAAUGAGCAACAUAUAAAGAUCUGAUUAAGGAAAAAGAUAAUAAAUUGGUAAUUAAAGAUUAUGAGGAAAUUAAACAACACCUUACGGGUUGGAUCCAAUACCAUCAAUUGCAUGAAGUGUUCAGGACAGAUAAGAAAAACAGUUUCUCAAAUGAACCUUCAUUAUUAGAAAAAGUGUUAUUACAAAACUAAGGUAAUAUCAAAAAUGUAUGAUACAUUAUUGGAGUGGGAGGUCAAAGACUAACAGGUCAAGGAGGUAAUGAUCUGUGGGGAUGCAAUAGAAAAAACAGCACCCUUGUGCAAGAUUGUGCAAGAGGAAGCAUCUGCUGACUUGUUCCCCCCACACGCCUGGGUCACUGUCGUGCUGCCUAACCGCAAAGCUUAUGCGGCUGUCAUGCUGUCUGGAGUUAUGUCCUGGUAGAGAAUAGUUAUUCUAAGAAAUGCAUACCCUAGCUGUUUUCCACCCGAGUGCUACACGUGUAUAUGCAACAUGAUGUAAUGUGCGCAAGGCUAAUAAACAUGCAAGGCUGCUGGGAGAGAGAGCUCACUCCUUGCUUAAACCUUCACCCAUGACUCUUCGUCAUUUUUCCUCCGCACCUGGUAGGCUGGUUCCCCGACAAUGAUCAAGUGGGCUUUAGAUAUUGGGAAAACCAUUAACUUAACAGCAUGGGAAGAAUUAUGGAGAAAGAACUAGAAAUUUACAGCCUGUGAUGUAUUGAGGGAAAAUCUAAUCAAGAUGUUUUAUAGAUGGUACUUAACACUUACCAAAAUAGCUAAAAUGUACAGUGGUACCUCGGGUUACAUACGCUUCAGGUUACAGACUCCGCUAACCCAGAAAUAGUACCUCGGGUUAAGAACUUUGCUUCAGGGUGAGAACAGAAAUCGUGCACAGCGCUCCCUCUAGCUGUUCUAGCUUCACGUGAAGCCUCCGCAGGGCAUGGGGAGCGUUCAUCCCCCUGCCCUGCGGAGGUUUUGAGCGGCUAUCCCUGGCUUUUGCGGGAGGUGGGGGAAGGGACAGAGCUGCCAGCUCUGUCCCUUUCCCCACCUCCCGCAAAAGCCAGGGAUAGCCGUGCUCCCUUUAAAGAGCCACGCGGAAAAGCCUGCAAGCGCCGCACACACGCUCCAUGCAGCUCAUGAAAGGGAGUGCUGAGCAGAGCCUGGGAUGCAUACAGGCUCUGCUCAGCGCUCCCUUUAAAGAAUAAUUUUUUUUCUUGCAUUCCCCCUCUAAAAACUAGGUGCGCCUUAUGGUCAGGUGCGUCUUAUGGAGCGAAAAAUAUGGUAAAUAAGGAGGCCAGAUACAGUACAGGAUAAAGGAAGUCUUUUAUUUGGUUGUUUGUAUUGUUUUAUGUUAUGUUUAUUGUAUUUCUGGGGUGGGGUGGGGGGUUUAUGUUAUGUUGUAAAUAAAAUUUCCAAUAAAAAGUUUUUUAGAAAAAGACAAUGCACCCAGAUCUGGCCUAUCAUCCAGUGUUACCAUGUGUUGUGCAUUGCAGGUGCUAGAGAAAAAGUUCUCCUCUCAGAACUGUUGCAAUCAGCUUCCAGCUCACCAGCUCUGGGUUCCAUUCAAAAGCAGCUGAAGAAAGCCCAGCACAAAAAACCCAUCCAGCUCCCACUGAGCAAGGAGGAGAAUGAGCGGGUGAUUUCAGUGGGCUGUUUUGGGGGCAGCUGUGCUUGGGGUGGUGGCAGGGAGGAAGAUGUUGGCAUUGGAGGUAGAAAUGUGAAGGAAAGGACACUGGAGGGAGAAACCAAAAGCAGAGGAAAAGUGUGUGUGUGUUGGCACAAGUAGGAUAGACUGGCAAAUGUACCUUUCCCUGUGGUACAGGUGAUUCUCAACUUACACGGUUACGUUCCGCGGUCACAGCAUAAAGCCAAAAUCACAUAUAGUCACAGCACGUUGGGUACAGUGAUGAGUGGGAUUGCCAUUUUUCCCCAGAUGCACCCUGCCUCUUUCAAAUUUUUACAAAAUUUGUUCACCAAGCAUGUGAAGCUGAGUGCCCGCAGGUUCAAUGUGUGUAUGUUGCGAGUUACCUGUACAUCUCUUAAUUUUUGUUGUCAAAUUCAUUUUCUCAAGGUUUGCUCCUAGGCUUAUCCUUUUUAAAAAAUAAAUAAAGGGUCCUAUAAAUUAAUGAGGAAUAGGUCCAUCAGGGGUUAUCGGCUGUAACAGAACAAUUCAGAGGCAGUAUGCUAGACGGAGCAUAAACAGGAAAAAGCCAUCACCAUUGUCCUAUGCUGUUGAACGUGGAAUGUAGCACUAAAUGUUUUUGUCUUGUGUGAUAAAGCAAGGUAUUUUUUUCUGCCUUGUGAAGAGGAGGGGUUCAUGGACAUGAAUUUAACUUGGGUGUGCUGUGUUAAUGGUUUUAAAUCAAAUAGAUGGAGCAGAAUUGAUACCUGGCUACAUUGCCAGCUGUCUCUAAAGUAUUGAGAUUCCAGCAGUGGGAUUGCAUCAUAUCCUGGGUGAAGUAAUGCCUUCCUAAAGAUUUUAUACUGAGGCUUAUGGGCAUCUUUAUAGUGGGUGCUCUAAAAUAUGCCUCUGGGAAAGCUCGCUGUAGCUGGUCCACCAUAUAUAUAUUUAUACAUAUCCAUACAUGCAUAUAUAUGUAUUUCUCUCUCUCUCUCUCUCUCUCUCUCUGUGUGUGUGUGUGUGUGUGUGUGUGUAUGUUUCAGACUAGUCAGAGCCAACAGAGGGUCACACUUUUAUAGUAUGUUCUGCCAGAAGUGGGUUCUGGCUUGACAACUCCCACGUCUCCUUAAAGAAAUACCUGUGUGUCACUGGGAUCUUCCUGCUGAAGGUUGUGCUUGUCUUAUCUGUCUUCCUGCAGGUGGUGAGGGAAGCUGCCUACACUCAGACAUCUCAAGCCCUGGCUAAGUGGCAUCCAGUGGUGCAGCAAAACAGACGUGCUGAGCAGCUAGUCUUCCCAUUGCAACAAGAGACUGUGAAUGUCACGGCCAUUGAAAAAGUGAUAAAUGGAUGGCAGGUGGGUGUUGGUUGACCUCAGCAAGAAGUGAGAAUUAGGCUUGAGGUGGACCCAGCUGUUGCACAGUGCUCUUGCCUCAUGUUCAAGCCAAGCUAUGCCCCUAGGAGUGUAGGAAGCUGCUCUUCUGCUGUGUCCCAUCUAACUUUAUAUUUUCUGCAUUGACUGCCAGCAGCUCUCCAGGGUUUCAGGCACAGUUCUCUCCCAGCCCUACGUGGAGGUGUGUGGGUGUGCCAAUCAUCUACUGUGGCUUUUGUAGCUUGUGGUCUGGUAGACGGAAUUCUGACUUAGCUAUUCAACUUCUUAGCUCUGAUCUCCUAUUUGAACAGAACUUACCAAGUGGCUGCAUAUAAGUGACCCUCUCUAUCUCAGUUCCUCAUCUGAAAAAGAAAAAAAGAGAGACACUUACCUGUUUUAUUGUGCAGAUUAAUACCAUAUAAGUUGUUAGGCAAUCCAAUGUUACUAUGCAGUUACAGACCCAUUCAAAAACAAAGGAAACCCCAAAACCAUAUAAUUUCUAGCAUAAAAUUUAAUAUGGUUCAUACGUGUAUAUGAAACAGGGAAAAGAAAAACAGCCCAAACAACACUUAACUGUCAGAAUAUUUUCAUGAAGGUUUUGUUGUGGGAAAUGAAUAUCUAUGAACUGUUUCUGUUAUUGUUUUAUUCAUAUUAGCCAAUAAGCAAGCUAAAUAACACUCAAAAGACCUUCCUGGAUAUUUUAGUCAGACAGGAAUAAAUCUGCUUUGCUCAUCUCUUUAAAAAAUACAAAAAUAAUACCUAUUAGGAUUUCUAUCGCUCCAUCCCCACAGAGGGCAGAAUUGUUCAUUGUAAGAAAACCCCAAUAGGCAGUUAAAGCAAUUAAAUUUGGACCUAGAGAAGAUGAGCCAAUAUUUGGGAACAGUCACAUUAUCCAUAUAUUUGGAACAACCCUUGAAGCAGUCAGUGGACAAAUCAAGGUAAAUUGGGGAGCAGGUUUUAUAAGCAGCAGUCAUUGAGAAAUUUGCAUCAAUAUCUUUAACCUGAAGUUUAAGAAUACAUUUUGCCCAGUAGUGGUACUGAGUAGGAAAAAAAUCAACAAAAGUCUGAUAACUGUAAUUUAUUGAUACAGGCUUUGGAAUUUUCUUCUUCUUUUUUGUUGUUGCUAGAAAUAAUAUAUGGCAAUUAUGUGGUAACGCUAUCUUAAUAUGGGUUAUCCAGUUCCAGCUGAUCUUUAUCCAUACCUCUGAGUUACUUUUAAAAGACAGCUGAAGAAAAAUCUAGAGAAUUUAGCCACAGGUGCAUUUUUCAGAAUUUAGCCACAGGUGCAUUUUUCAGAAGAAAAGUACCCUUCUGAAAGUUUUAUAAGUGUUUACAUUUUACUUAAGAUGAUGUGGCACUUUGAAAACUGGAAAGUGCAACAGAAAAGGAAAAGGUAGCAACCAACUCUGUUUCUGUGCCCAUUCACACUCUGUUGCUUUAACUGCUCUUCCUGCCUCUAUCAUGCUAUUUGGUCUCCAUGAGCCUUGCCAUUUCAGCCAAGGCAGCCCUCCCUCUCAACAUGUUUGGAGAGCACUCAUUCUUAAAACGUCCUGUCUGUAUUGGAACUAAAACUUAUCCUUACUAAAGACUCUGAAAGGUGUGGAAUUCUCCCUCUCUUGAAAGGAGGAUCCUGUAGAAAUUAUUCAUGAAUUGUUCUUCAGUAGGGGUGCAAUAUAAGUGUAACAAAUGAAUAAUAAUAAUACAUUUUAUCUAUCUAGCUAUCUAGCUAUCUGCCUGCUAUGGUUUUUGCUCAGCCAAUAACUAACAUUCUCUUGGUAUGAUAAAAGCAGUGAAACAAUAAAAUAGGAAAUAAGUUCUAAAAAGUAGUAUUACAACAGUAUGCAUAGGGACAGAGAAAAGCUAAAACCAUAACAACAGCAUCUAAUCACAAACUAAAACAUUUCAGGGGUAAAAUAAACAGAGUUUGAAUGCCGGGGGGUGGGGGUGUUCCUCCCUUUUAAAGGCUUUGCCUGGUUCUAAAACAACAUUAGAGUUCAAGCAAUCCUCUCUUGUGGAGGGUCUCAUGCAAGUCGGGGCCACUGCAGAGAAGGCCCUUUUACCUGGUGGUCUUCUCACCAUAACUUUGCCGGCAUAGGUUUUGCAGAAAAGGCCCUCCAGUGAUAAUCUCAGGGCACUUGUGGGUACACAGUGAGAUGAAGCAGUCCUUCAGAUACUGCAGCCCUAACCCAUGAAGGGCUUGAAAUGUCAAAACCAGUCGAGCCUUGGAACUAACUUGGAGCCAGUGAAUAUGGGAAAGCACCUGUGUAACAUGCUCAUAACUUUGUUAGUUCCUAUGUUGCCUCAAGUUUCCAGAUAGUCUCCAGAGGCAGCAAUGACAAGCAUAGUCUGCGAAGAAGAGGUAGCAUCCCUUCACCUAAAAUCAGACUGGCAAAUAAAGUGUUGUGAGGUCGGGGGGUGGGGUCCCCUGUUUUGUUAGUGACCUUUUGCAACCUUGUUGGACUAGUCUUUAGAGUAAGCUGAAACUUACCGCUCUGUGUCCAUCCUUCCCUCUUCUCACCCGCUCUAAGGCACAAACACCCCUGGAGCAAGAAAUCUUUAAUAUUCUACACAAAGGAAAGCAGCCAGUGAAGGACCCACUCCUGAUGCCACAGGAGAAGUCCUCACUGCAGGCCAUGAGUCUGGAGGAGGUGAGUCUAGAUCUAGCUGUUUCUUUCCCAUUCUCCAUCUCUCCCUCCCUCCUGGAUCCCACACUGCCUUGCUCUGUAAGCUUUUACAGUCAGCCCUUCUCUCCGUUUUUGCGCAUUUCAGGCACAGUUGCGACGUAUGCAGCACCAGAGGGCUCGAGUCCUGCAGUCCUACUACAAGGCUAAGGCACAACAUCAGCGGAAGAUCAAGAGCAAAAGGUAAGCAAUUGUUGUAGAGCAGUAGCUGGGAACCUACAGUCCCAUUAGUUCUGAUAGCCGACCACAAAACUUUCCCCCAACCCCCCACAAGCACAGUUACCUGCUCCAUACUUGAUAUUAAAUUUUACAUUGGGUAAAGACAUGGCUGUGGAAGAACAAUUGGGAAGCUACAUAGUAUGCUCCCAGUUGUUCCUGUUCCAAUAAAGGCUUGCUGUUAGUGCUGAUCAGAUGAUUGAUCACGACAGCAAGGCUUGCAGGGAUUGGUUGCACUACAGAGUUCUUGAAGAACUCCUUAGUUCAACUGAUCCUUGCCCAAAGCAGGCAUUGCUGUAAGUGCUGAUCAGCUGACUUAAGUUGGAGAAAAUUUGUGAACAGCCAUCCAACCCACCUUCACCCUUUUAAGUUGGCUGCCGAAAAGAAAUGAGGGUAGGUGGAAAAAGUCCUCUUCUCACUUUUGUGGAUGAGCCCUGUUCAGUUCCUGCAUAGUUCCUUGCAGCCCAGAAAGGACUAGGCAUCUUGCGACUUGCUACACUGGGCUCCUUUGGGAGGGAAGGGCAAGACAUAAAUGGAAUUUUUUUUAAAAAAUUAAAUAAUAAAUAACAGCUGUGGGCUCUGUCUGUUUAUUUUUUACACUUUUCUUCCAAUGAUCUCUCAAGAAGAUGGUGUACAUUGCUCUCCCUCUCUCUCUCAACGUCCCCAUGCCCAUUUUAUCUUUAUCCUGUGAGGUGGGUAAGGCAGAGACAGUGACUCAGUCAGGGUAACCUAUUGAGCUAGACAGCUAGCAGGGGUUUGAAACUGAGACUUUCUGGCAUUAGGCUGAUACUCCAAACAAGGGGUGGGGAACUAGUAGUCCUCAAUAAGUUGUUGGAUUCCAACCCCUAUCAUCCCUGGCCAUUGGUUGUACUGGCUGAAGUUGAGGGGAGGGCAGCAACAUUUAGAGUCACAGUUUUCUUGUCCCUUCUCUAACCACUUCACUGACUCUGCUGCAGGCUCUGGCCCUCCAGAUGUUGCUGAACUACAAUUCCCAUCAGCCUCAACAAGCAUUGCCAAUGGCCAGGGCAAACAGCUCUAUUUCAGUGAUGUCAGUUAGCUGCGUGCCCUUUCCCUCUGGCCUGGCUGUUCAAACCUCUGACAUUGCUAUCUUCCUCUUCCUGAAGGUAUCACAGAAUGCUUAGGAAGAUCAGGAAACGCAAGGUGCUGAAAGAAUUUGAAAUGUUGCGGAAAAGUAACCCUGAGGCAGCUCUAGAAGAGCUAGCUAAAAUUGAGAAAGUGCGUAUUGAGGUGGGUGCAGCCCUCUUCCUGUGGUACUGUCAUGGGGCUGCCAGGGAACGCCCUGGAACUGAGGGAGGGGGAGAAACAGGAGCCUGUAGAAGACACAGGAGAAGCAGAGGAGGAAAAGCAAGGGGGAGGGCCUCAAGCGGCGAGAAUGCUCUCUGAUGCUGCAGAGCAGCAACACCACUCUACCAGUUCAGGGACAGAGGGAGAGGUGGUGCCCAUUCUUUCAGCACAGGACAGGAGGGGGUUAAAGCGUAGGGAACAGAGGUGGCACUUGGGACUUCCCAGGCUCCUCUGCUGGAAGAGGAGCCGAAAGCCCCCACUUCCUGGAUCUGCUACCGAGGACUCGGACGUAUGAAGCAUGUUCUGUACCUUGUAAAUACUAUGUGAAUAAAGACUGUAAAUAUAUCUCUGAGUGAGCAGAGGUAUUCCUUGCCAAAGGCUUCUAAAACCAUCACAGGUACCGAGAUGAGGCCCCUCUGCCUAGUGGAGGGCGCUCUCUUACUGUACUCCAUCAUAGUGACAUUUUGCCUUACUUCUCUGUGCAGGAGAGGAUGAGCCUGAAACACCAGAACAAGGGCAAGUGGGCCAAAUCUACAGUCCUCAUGGCAAAGUACAACCUAGAGGUAAGAGAUGUGUGGAGGGAGGAGGCUUUAUCAGCCAAAACCCACUCUUAACAUGUAAUUAAACCAAGGCAGGUGCUUGAGAGAUUUGAUCGAGCUGAAAUGUAGCUUCCAGAAAAGGGUUGGCUGAAAAUAUCAGGCUAUUCCCAUAGAAGUGCUUUUUAGAGCACCUUUAACAACAUUUGCAAGUGGGUGAUAAAAGACCUUUCUUUUGUCCGCUUGCCUUCCCGCCAUUGGGUGGAUUUACAUCCAGAGCCAAAAACAGAUGGCAAAUCAUUUUCUGGCCAGUUGCAAUUCAUACCCUUUCUCCUGGGAAAUUGACUUUCUCUGGAGAGUAUUGUUUAAAAUUCUUACUUGGGAGGGGGAGGAAAUAGUAGUGAAUUAUUGUAAGUUGGGCUGUUAAACAUUUUACUUGCUUCCUGGGGGGUUAUUAGAGGGGUGUAUGCUUUGCUGGUCCUCUUUUGGCUGAAAAUACGGGAUACUGUAAGUCAGGGGAGGGCCAAUGAUAGAGCUACAAUCUACUCGUAGAUUGUUGGACAAUUUGCAGUAGAUCAGCAAGCGUUUCUGACUUCUGAUUGUUUAACAACAGCUAUGUCAAAAAGAAUCCUCCAGCACCAGAUUGUUCAAGCUCUUAUCUGAAAUAAUACAGAAACAGGUUUGUUUAUGCAAACCAUCCCAGUAUCUAUGUUGGCUUUUGGGGUGCAGCAGAUAACUGUCUCCUCCCCCUAAGCCUCCAUUUUGCAUAUGGCGACACCUUCAAAGGUAGAGUUGUCAUAUUUCAAAAAGUGAAAAUCCGGACACAAAAGUUGUUGAGAUUUUGGGCUGUUGUUUUUUUGCCAGAGUUGUUGAGCUGUGUAUGUAUGUGUAUGUGUAUGUGUAUGUGUGUGACAGACUUUUUAAAGCUGUUUUAUGGAAAAUAGGCAAAAACGACACUGCUGACAUGAGUUACCGUAUGUCCAGAUUUUUCUGGACAUGUUGCCGAUUUCCACCUGGACACGGCUUCCAACUGCAGUAUUCCAGAUAUGUCCAGGAAAUUCCAGAUGUAUGGCAACCCUAUUCAAAGGCUCUACUCUUUGCACCUGGCUUUGGGGUUGGAUGGACCUGGGGUGGUUCUAGUGAAGAAGUAAAGAAUAGAUUUUGUAAGCCUAAGGUCUGCAAGUAAAGGCUAUUGCCUGCCUGCAUUUCUAGGCUAGGCAAGCCAUGCAGGAGCAGCUGGCCCAGAACAAAGAACUGACCCAGAAAGUACGCCCGGCAUCUGAUAGUGAGGAAGGUGGCAACGACACUGACGCAGAGGGGGAUCUCAUGCCAAGUGUUGUCAAUGAGAGGCCUGCUGGACUGGAUCCAGACAACCCCUGGAUGUUAGGAUGGCCCCACACAGAGCCCAAGGAGGACCUUCCAGCUGCACCAGAAGACAGUGAAGAGAGUGACGAAGAGAAGGGGCCACCUGCAACCAAGGAGGAGACUUUGCUGCAAGGCUUCGUUGCAGGUCAGCAGGGCCAGGGCCAUAAAACAAUGCAUGGUGUGGGGGAAAUGAACAGAUAAGGUGCUUUUAUUCCUUGUAUAAUACAAGGGCAGGGUCAUCCAGUGAAAAUGAUAGGCUGUAUAUUCAGGAUAUUUUUUAUUUAUUUAUUUAUUUUUUAUUAUUAUUAAUUUUCAUUUCUCAUAACAAUUAUUCAAUAUUGUUAGGGAACUGCCAUCAGCUCAGAGGUGAGAGGUGGAAGGGCAGUUGAGUUACAGGGAGCCUCCGAAGAUCAGAUCUUGAGAAGCAGCACUUCCUCCGCGGAGGAGGAAAGCCACGCCUCCAGUGGGGAAGGGGUGCAGGUCUCGGAGGAUGCAAGGGAGAGACACAGCAUCGAGCAUGAACAAAGCGGGGGGGAGGCAGGUCCCCAUCUGCCCACGCCCUCUCUGUGCAGUCAGUUUAUGCGCAGAGAGGGGAGGCGUAGGAUGGGGGUAAAAAGACUGCUAUGCUGGGGAAAGUUUAAGGACCGCCCAUUCCCAGAUUCUGCUAGCGACUGAGCAGACAUGGAAUUGAGACGCUCUGCACUGUAAAUGCUUUGCACAGAUAAUAAAGCCUUGAAAAGACCGGUGGGAGUCUUGCCUGUUUGCUCUCGAGCAACCACGCUGGCAUACAUAACAAAUAUCAUCAUUUAACAUCCGUUUUCUAGUUUUCCCCCUCCCUGUUGACUUCCCCCAACUUCUAUUUCUGGUUUGUUACACCAAAUGUUACAUUCUGUUUAUACAUAAUGUUCUGUUAUCACUAGUUCUAUUUCUUGUUCUCUGUAAAUAAAGUUGUGAAUGUUUAUUUAAAUCCUGCCAACGAGUCCAUUUUUUGUUUUGUUUCUGCAAGUAUGUUGUAAAGGGUUCCCAUUCUCUUCCAAAGUCACUAUUGUCCUUUUCACACAGUUUGUCCGUUAAUUUUGCCAGUUCUGCAUAGUUCAUCAAUUUUUCUUGCCAUUGUUCUUUAGAUGGUAUUUCUCCAGUCUUUCUUUUUUUUUAAUCUAAGCAUGGAUGGUUUUUUUAAACUUUUAAUUUAUUUAAUCAUUUUUUCAAUACAAACAACAAUCGCAAAAGACACAAAAAACAAAAACCAUAAUAACACUAAUAAUACAAUUUGACAAUUCACAUUUGGAUACACUGAUAUACCUAUGACUACACCUUUUUAACAAUAUUUUCCCACCUCUCUCUCCUCCCCCUACUUCCCACCACUUAUCGCUUAAAUAUUCCUUCCAGAUUUCUUCAUAUUUAUCCAUUUUUAAUUUGCUUUGACAUGCAAUUUGUUCAUAUGUAGCUAGUCUGUCCAUAUUUUCAAUCCAUGUGCUCAGUGGAAUCUUUUUCCGGCUCUUCCAAUUCAUCAAAACAAAUUUUUUCGCUUCUAAUAUAGCACAGUACACCCAUUUUUUUGACCCAUUGUAUUUUCCCACAUUUCCAGAAUAUAAUUUAGAAUUAAAUUUAAUUCCACUAAAUAACAAUUUCUUUUUAUUACUCUGGCUAUAAAUAUCCUCAACUCACACCAAAAUGAUCUUAUCAUCGGGCAGUUAAUCAUCAUAUGUACUAAGUUCGAAUUUUUACUUCCACAUCUCCAGCAGUUGUCUGCACUUGUUAUUUUCUUCUGGUGUAGUUUUGCUGGAGUCCAGUAGACUCUAAAUAUUAUUUUCUGUUGAAUAAGUCUUAGUCUUAGAUCCAUAGAGGCUAUUUCUGUUGAUUUUAUACUUGACUCUCAUAUAUCAUUUGUUAUCUGUACCCCUAACUCUUCACUCCAUUUUUGUCUGUAAUAUUCUAAAUCAUAUUUCUUCCUGUUGAGUAGGGUUUUAUAUAGUGCAAGUGUAGAGUUUUUUGUUUUUGUUGCAGAGAUUAAAUCUUGUAGCAGCAUGGGUGUUUCCGGUGCUGCUAGAGCGUCAGGGCCAAAUUGCCUUUCCAACAUAUGUUUCAAUUGGAUGUACUUCCAUUGUGUUUCACUGGUUAAUCCAUACUUUACUUGUAAAGUCAUAUAUUCCACAAAUUUUUAAUUUUCAUCAAUUAAUUGAUUCUAUGUCAAAAUACCUUUUUAAAUCCAAUUUUGCCAAAUUAUUACUUGAUUUCCAAUUUUUAAUUUUGGGUUGGCCCAAAUUUUUAGUUUCUCAUGCUGAUAGGGGUCAUCCUUAUUAUUUUUAUUUUUAUUCAUCCAAAUUUUUAUAGGUGCUUUAAUAGUCUCCAGGAUAAUAGGAUAUUUCAUAAAAUUGGAGCCCAGUUUAGUCCACCCUACAAGAGGUUCAAAGAAACUAUAUUCGAGAGUAGCCCAAUUGGGAUUCCUGCUAGCUCUCCAAUCAUUAGUCUUACUCAGCAGGUAGGCCUGGUGAUAUAGUUCCAGAUUUGGGAGACCAAAGCCACCUUCCUUAGUUGCAUUUUAUGUAGUGAUAUUUUUGGUGGCUUUGUACCCCACAGGCACGAUCUAAAUAGUUGAUUUAUUUUUUGGAAGUAAAAUUUGGGAAUAUGUAUUGGUAAUCCUCUAAGAAUGUAUAAAAGCUUUGCAACAACAUUCAUUUUGAGGACAUGAACUUUUCCCCAAAGGGAGAGGUUUAGAGGUCGCCACCUUUCAAUAUCAAAAGAAUAAUAAUAAUAAUAAUAAAUUUUAUUUAUAUCCCGCCCUCCCCAGCCGAAGCCGGGCUCAGGGCGGCUAACAACAAUAAAACAGUACAAAAGUACAGCAUAAACAACACUCUAAAAUCAUUCAUUAUAAAAUUAAUUAAUUCAAGCCACUGGCAACCAUUGGGCCAGAGCUCCGCGAAGAUUGCCGAGGGAGGGAGUCAGGCUGUGCCCUGGCCAAAGGCCUGGUGGAACAGCUCUGUCUUGCAGGCCCUGCGAAAAGACGUCAGGUCCCGCAGGGCCCUGGUCUCUUGUGACAGAGUGUUCCACCAGAUCGGAGCCACAGCCGAAAAAGCCCUGGCUCUAGUUGAGGCCAGCCUAACGUCUCUGUGGCCUGGGACCUUCAAGAUGUUUUUAUUUGAAGACCGUAAGUUUCUCUGUGGGGCAUACCAGGAGAGGCGGUCCCGUAGGUACGAGGGUCCUAGGCCGUAUAGGGCUUUAAAGGUUAAAACCAGCACCUUAAACCUGAUCCUGUACUCCACCGGGAGCCAGUGCAGCUGGUAUAGCACUGGGUGAAUGUGAUCUCACAGCGAAGACCUCGUAAGGAGUCUCGCUGCAGCAUUCUGCACCCGCUGGAGUUUCUGGGUCAGUCUCAAGGGCAGCCCCACGUAGAGCGAGUUACAAUAAUCCAAUCUGGAGGUGACCGUCGUGUGGAUCACAGUGGCUAGGUCAGGGCGAGAGAGGUAAAUAUCAUUUAUAAUUUGAUUCAAAUUAAAUUUUAUAAUUUGGUCUAUAUCUGAUGAAAUCAUUAUACCCAACUAUUUAAUAAAGUCUUUGCACAUCCAAAAUUGAUGGUUUCUAUACAAUGUAGCCCUUGGCCCAAUUGGUAAAAUAUCUGAUUUUGUCCAAUUUAUAGAAUAUCCCUAUAUUCUGCCAAAAGUUUUUAUUUUCUCCAUAAUUUUUGGAAUUGUAUCUUCUGGUUUUGUAAUAAAUAAACGGAUACCAUCCGAAAAUUAUACAAUUUUGUAAUUAUCUUUGUUGUGUUUUACACCCUUGAUAUGCUCAUCCUGAAUUAUUGCUCUUGUUAAUGGUUCCAGGCACAGAUUAAAUAAUAACGGAGAAAGAGGACAUCCUUGUCUCGUUCCUCGAUUUAAACUAAUCAAAUUCGAAAUUCUUCCAUUUGUAACAAUCCGGGACGUUGAGUUUUUAUAAAUCAUUUAGAUCCAAUUACAGUAUUCUAUAGGGAAACGAAAUUUACGUAACACAAACCAUAUCAAUUCUUUAUAUAUUCUGUCAAAAGCCUUUUUUGCAUUUAAUGACAAUAUCAUAAACUCCUCUUCAUCUUUGUUUAAAUUUAUCAAAUCUAUUGUUAAUCUGAUGUUAUCUGUAGCUUGUCUUGUUUUUAUAAAACCUGUUCGGUUAUUAGGUAUCGAGUCUUGCAUAACUUUUUGUAAUUUUGCUGCCAAUAUUGCAUUCAAAAUCUUUGCAUCAACAUUCAUUAACGAUAUUGGUCUAUAAUUUGCACAUUUAGUAGGGUCUUUGUUAGGUUUUGGUAUAAUUAUUAUUAAAGCUUUAUUGAAUGUUGUAGAAGAUAUACUUUUAUGAGCUAUUUCCUCAUAGACCUCUAGUCUGGGGACUAGUAUAUUUUUGAAUAUUUUAUACCAUUCUAUAGGAAAACAGUCUGGUCCAGGUGAUUUCCCAUUCCCCAUUGUUUCUAUUACAUUCUCAAUAUCUAAUAUAUUUAGGGGUGCUGACAGCAUAUCUUUUUUAUCUUCUUCAAUUCUUGGUAUUUUGAUAUUUUGAAAGAAGUUCUCCAUCUCAUCCUCUGAUAUAUUUUCUGGCCCUUCAUAUAAUUUUUUGUAGAAUUAAAAAAAAUCAUUAUUGAUAUCUAUUGAUGAGGUCGCUGCGAUGUUAUUUUCAUUUCUUAUUAAGGGUAUUAUUUGGUUCGCUUUCUUUUGUUUUAGACAAUUAGCUAGAAUUUUUGUUGGUCUUUCUCCCUAUUCCCAAUAUAUUUGUCUUAGACUUAGGCUGAACUCAUUUUUUUUAGCUAGUAUAUUAUUCAGUUCUAAUGUUAGUUGUUGUAGUCUUUCACAUGUAACAUUAGAUGGGUUGUUUGCCAUAUUGCCCCAUAGUGUUUUUAAAGAAAUUUUUAGAUUAUUUUCUUUUAAUCUUUGCAGCUUGGCUUUGUUGGCAGAGAAGGAUAUUAUCUUCCCUCUGAUGUAAGCUUUAUAUCCUUCCCAUUCCAUCAGUCUUGAUGUUGAAGCUUUGGAGUUAUUUUUAAAAUAUAUUUCUCCAGUCUUCCAGUUUUCUGCUAUUAGGAUUCUUGCUGCCAUAGGUAGCGUACAUGAAUAAUGUCCGAUUUUUCUCCGGCAUUUCUUGUCCUAGAAUACCUAACGAAAAGGCUUCUGGUUUUUCCACAAAGGUUAUUUUAAACAUUUUUUUCAAUUCAUUAUAUAUCAUUGCCCAAUUUUUAAAAAUAAUCUUACAAUCCCACCACAUGUGAUAAAAUGUACCUUCCCCUUCUUUACAUCUCCAACAGUUCUUUUGUUCUGUUUUGUACAUUUUGGCCACUUUUAAUGGUGUAAUGUACCACCUGUACAUCAUUUUCAUAUAAUUGUCUUUCAACAAUAUACAAUCCGUAAAUUUCAAGUUCACUUUCCAAAGCCUUAUCCAAUCCUCAAAUUGUAUGUUAUGACCUAUGUCCUGUGCCCACUUGAUCAUUACUGCUUUAAUUUCCUCAGCUUUAGUUUCCCAUUCCAACAGAAUAUUGUACGCCUUCUUUAACAAUUUAGAAUGAUCAUCUAUGAUAUCCUUUUGGAAUUUUGAAACUGUAAGUGAAUCCUCUCUUGUUAUCUUCCGUGAAGAUUUCAUUUAAUUGCCUAUAAUGCAACCAACUCUGUAGGUGUUCCUUUAUCUCAUCGUAAUCUUUCAAUUUCCACUUUGCUUCUUGUUGUACUGAUAAAUCUCUAUAUGUUGGCCAUAUUCCUUUCAUUGUUAACGUUUUAAGUGAUAAUGCUUCAGUAGGUGACAACCACCACUGAGUUUUGGAUUCCAGUAAUUCUUUGUAUUUUUCCCAUACCCUUAUCAGGGACUUUCUAAUUAUGUGAUUGUGGAAUCCUUUGUGUACCUUUGCUUUUCCAUACCACAGGUAUGAAUGCCAACUGAAUCUGUUGUCGUGUCCUUCUAAGUCUAUUGCCUCCUUUUUUUCCAAUUUAAUCCAAUCCCAAAUCCAAGUAAGGCAUGCUGCUUCGUUGUAAAUUUUAAAAUCUGGAAGAGAAAAGCCUCCUCACUGUUUUAAGUCUGUAAGUAUUUUGUGCUUUAUUCUUGGCCUUUUACCAUUCCAGAUAAAUUUUGAAAUAUCUUGCUGCCAUUUUUUGAAGCAAGCAUUAUUACUUAUCGGUAUUGUCUGAAAAAGGAAUAGCAUUUUUGGCAAUACAUUUAUUUUUAUUGCAGCAAUUCGUCCUAAGAAAGAGAGGUUCAUGUCGGGCGGAUUGAUUUAUUGCUCAGAUAAGCGUCCGGCACGCUUCCCAUCGCACAGCUCUGGCCGGCAUUCCAAAGUCCACAUUCCUGAGCAUAGCAGAGUUCGGCAGCGGCAAGAGAAAGACUGCAAAAAAACCUCCAGUGCCUUCUUCAGUGUGCUUAAAUAAAGUCCACUCAGGAUCUUAGCAGCUAAAAGCAGUUUUAUUUACAGCAGACUAUCCAUUAUCUAUCACAGCGAACAGCAUCGCGAAAACACGUCCUCUCUCCUCAAAAGCGAAAGUAGAGAGAAAGAACAAAGGCUUGAGGCUCUCGGAAAUGACGCAGAAGUUCCCCCCUCCUCUCAACAGUAGGCAGGGCGUACACUCUGAGCUGUUUAACCCUAUAAGCUCAGGUUCUCCUCACAGUUCAUACUGUGAACUUCCAAAUUCCUUUUUAUUUCAUUCUAAAUUUUUUUCAUAAUUGUCUUUGUAAAUAUUAAGAUUCUUUAUCGUCAGCCAUAUUCCUAAAUACUUUACCUUCUUGUGGAUUUCUAUAUAGAUUCUGAUAGUUCUUUCUUUUCUGAUUCUUUAAGAUUUUUAACUAACAGUUUUGUUUUGUUUUUAUUAAGUUUAAAACCUGCCACUUGUCCAAACUUUUGAAUUUUUUCUAUUACUCUAGGGAGAGAACUACAGUAAUAACCAAAUUGGCCGUGAAGGCUUUCAAUUUGUGUUCAUUUUUCUUUAUUCUUAUUCCUGCUACUUCUUUAUCCAUUCUAAUAUUCCUUGCCAGAACCUCCAGAACCAGAAUGAACAAAAGUGAUGAUAACUAUAAACAUAAAUGCUGCUUGUUUUUCAUUUUGCACUUCCAGGUAUUCAAUUAUGUUUAAAACGUUUCUGAUAAUAUCUUUCAUUUGUCUACCUGGAAAAAAUCCUGCUUGGUCUUGGUGUAUAUGUUCCUCCAAAGAACUUUUCAUUCUGUUAGCAAGGAUAUAUGCAAACAGUUUGUAAUCAUUGUUUAAUAGUGAGAUGGGCGUAUAAUAUUUUACUAGUGUUAUAUCUGAAUCUUGUUUUGGUAUUAAUGUUAUAUAGGCCUCUUUCCAUGUUUCUGGGACUUCCCCUGUUUUUAAAAUCUCAUUCAUCAUAUCUUUUAAGGGAAUCACAAGCUGUUCAUUUGAUUUUUUAUAAUACUUUGCUGAAAUUCCAUCUGGUCAUGGGGAUUUGCCUGUCUUUGCUUGAUUUAUUUCAUCUAAUAUUUCCUGUGAUGUUAUUUCAGCAUUUAAUAAUAACCGUUUUUCAUCUUUUAUUUUUGGGAGAUUGCUGCUUUUUAUAUAUUCUUCCAUCAGUGUCGUCUUUACAAUUCUUUUUUUAUAAAAAUCUGUAAAGUACUUUCUAAUUGUGUAACAAUUUGUGAAUUUCCAAUUGAUCUUCCAUAAGUUUUCCCAUUGGGCCAUGGUUACUGAAUGGCCAAAAUCUUGUGACCACCUCACCAUUGCCACUGUUACCUCCUCCUCCUUGACUGUCCAGUCAAGAAGGAGUCGAUAAGUUUUGGAAAGAGCUUUUCUUUUAGAAUUUACAAGAUCAGAUUCGAAUCGGGAAAUUUCUGUUGAGAACCCCUUUUGUUUGUCAGAUUUAAAUUUUUCAAAUAACUGAUGGUAUUGGAACCAGUCUGAGAUGUGUUCUCUUAUUUCCUAAAAGUUUUUUAAUUUUAUUUGGUUAUCUUCAUUUUUUAGAAGUGUUUUAUAUGUUGGCCAGCUUUCCUAAGUAUUUUUUCCGUUUUACUGCUAUGGCUUCUAUUGGAGAAGUCCACCACGGGACUUUAGGCUCCAUCAGGUCUUUAUAUUUUUCCCAUACAGCAAAGAGUGACUUUCUUUUUAUAUAGUUGGUAAACUUUUUAUGAAUUUUCGCUUUUCCAUAUAUCAGGAAGGCGUGCCAUCCCCAACGGUUGUCAAAACCUUCCAGAUCCAGGAGGUCCGGAUCCUGCAAUGUGCACCAAUCUUUUAGCCAGGUGAAACAGGCUGCCUCGUAGUAAAGUUUUAGGUCGGGUAGAGAAAAGCCUCCUCUCUCUUUUAUGUCUAUUAAGAUCAGGUGUUUAAUUCUAGGUUUCUUCCCUUCCCACAGGAAUUUGAAAAUUUCUCUUUGUCAUAUCUUGAGACAACCUGCUUCGCCCAGUAUUGGAAUCAUUUGAAAUAAAAAGAUUAAUUUUGGAAGCACAUUCAUCUUUAUAAUGCAAAUCCUACCCAGAAAUGUUAAUUUUAAUUUACUCCGGGUUUCAAAGUUUUUUCUAAUCUCUAACCAAGUUUUGGUGUAAUUAUCCUGAAAUAAGUUUAUGUUCUUGGGGGUGAUCCCAAUACCCAGGUAUUUCGCUUUUGAGGAGAUUUUCAGGCCCAAUAUUUUUUCUAAGUCGUCCUUUUCUUCCGUGGUUACAUUUUUAACAAGCAUUUUUGUUUUUGUUAUGUUCAGCUUAAAGCCUGCCACCUCUCUGUAAAGUACUUAAUGAAGGCUUCCCAUGUUUCCUUUGGUUUCUCAGUGAUCUUACCAUUAUGUUUUUGCUGAGAUAAGAUGGCGCCCGGCACACUUCCCCUGUGCUGAUGGACGCUUAUGCCGAUAGGAAAAACCUGAACUCUUAGCAGAGUUCGUAGCAGAGUUCUGCAGUGGUAGAAAGUGUUGCCUUGUGUGUGGAUAAUAAAUCAGACUGAACGCAGGCUUCUUGCUAAUCUCUAACAGCCUUUAAUGAGAAGAAAAACAUCAUAAAUCAGCCCGGCGAGAGAGCGGACAUUCUUUCGUCUCUCAGCCAAAAACGAAAGGAAACUCACACACAAAGAAAGAUUCCCGUAUGUGAACCAAACCACGCCUCAGAAUGUGAGACAUCACACAGAACUGUUUAACCCUGUAAGUUCUGAUUCUCCUCAAAGUUUUAUCUUAUUUAUAUAAUUUGUUUGCUCACUUUUCCUCAUUUGCCAUGCCAGUAAUUUCCCUGGCUUGUUGGCGUGUUCAAAAUACUUUUGUUUCAUCAUUUUAAUUUUCCAGCUUGUUGUUGUUGUUGUUUAGUUGUGUCCGACUCUUCGUGACCCCAUGGACCAGAGCAUGCCAGGCACUUCUGUCCUCCACUGCCUCCUGCAGUUUGAUCAAACUCAUGCUGGUAGCUUCAAGAACACCAUCCAACCAUCUCAUCCUCUGUCGUCACCUUCUCCUUGUGCCCUCCAUCUUUCCCAACAUCAGGGUCUUUUCCAGGGAGUCUUUUCUUCUCAUGAGGUGGCCAAAGUAUUGGAGCCUCAGCUUCACGAUCUGUCCUUCCAGUGAGCACUCAGGGCUGAUUUCCUUAAGAAUGGAUACGUUUGAUCUUCUUGCAGUCCAUGGGACUCUCAAGAGUCUCCUCCAGCACCAUAAUUCAAAAGCAUCAAUUCUUCCAGCUUAUUUCCUCAUUAAUCAACAUUGAGUAUUGAAUUUCUAAUAGUUUAAUUGCCUGUUUAACUGUGUCUUUACUGGGGGUUUUUAUUAAUUAUUUUUCUUUCUCUGAAAUUUCAUCUAAAAUUUCUUUUCUUUUCUCUUGCCUUUUUCUUAAUUGAGUUUUGUUGUAUAAACAGUCCCCUCAUGACUGCUUUGCUAGCAUCCCAUACUGUUUGCAGCCUGGUUCUAUUAUUAAGAUUAAAUUCAAAGUAAUCUCCCAGAACCUUUUUUGCCUUUUCUAACAAGAUUUUAUCAUCUAAUAGAUCUUCAUUCUAUCUCCAUCUAAAGGUGUAUUGACUUUCUUUCAGAAUUUCCAUUAUUAUAGGACUAUGAUCCGACAAUGCUCUGGGAUCUAUUUCAAUUUUUUAAACUUUUGAUUCUAAUUCUUUUGAAAUUCAAACUGCAUCCAGUCUGGCACUACUGCCAUGUACAUGUGAAGAAAGGUUAACUGUUUAUCAAGCACAUGUUUUACUCUCCAGAUAUCUAUUAAAUUCAAUGUCUCUGUCAUAUCAAAAAAUGUCCCAUAUCAUUACUCAAUGUGGAUUACAAAAUUUUUGCAGACAUUUUGGCUAAGAGAUUUAAAAAAGUGUUGAUGGAAGAGAUUCAUAAAGAUCAAGCGGGCUUUCUCCCAGGAAGACAUUUGUCUGACAAUUUGAGGAAUAUAAUUGAUAUUUUGGAAAAACUAGAAGUGAAUAUAAAUGCUAAAGCAGUUUUGAUAUUUGUGGACGCGGAGAAAGCUUUUGACAAUAUUUCUUGGAGCUUUAUGAAGAAGAACUUACAGGGUAUGGGGGUAGGCCAAGGCUUUGAAAAUGGUAUAAGUGCAAUUUAUUCAGAACAAAAGGCUAAAUUAAUUGUAAUUGUAAUUGUAAAUAAUGUGGUGACGGAAGAAUUUAAAAUAGAAAAAGGGACACGACAAGGUUGCCCAAUUUCCCCACUACUUUUUAUUUCGGUCCUGGAGGUUUUGUUGAACAUGAUAAGAAGGGACCAGCUGGUUAAAGGUAUACAGGUCGGAACUAAACAGUACAAACUGAGAGCAUUUGCAGGUGACUUAGUACUGACGUUACAGGAGCCAGAAUCUAGUACCAAAAGGGUUUUAGAAUUGAUUGAAGAAUUUGGUCAGGUCGCAGGAUUUAAAUUGAACAAGUUAAAAACUAAGGUUUUAGAGAAAAAUUUAACACCAAUGGAGAGAGAAAGGUUUCAGAAUGUGACAGGUUUAACAGUGGCUAAGAAAGUCAAAUACCUGGGGAUUAAUAUGACAGCAAAAAUGGGAAUUUAUUCAAGAUAACUAUGAAAAAUGUUGGGCUGAAGUGAAAAAGAUUUAGAAAUUUGGUCAAAUUUGAAGCUUUCACUGCUGGGCCGGAUUGCUGCGGUAAAAAUGAAUGUAUUGCCUAGAAUGUUAUUUCUGUUUCAAAUAUUGCAAAUUGUGGACAAAAUGGACUGUUUCAAGAGGUGGCAGAGAGAUAUUUCCAGAUUUGUCUGGCAGGGCAAGAAGCCCAGAAUAAAAUUUAAAAUACUAACAGAUGCAAAGGAUAGAGGUGGAUUUGCCCUGCCAGACCUUAAACUUUACUAUGAAUCAGCAGCUUUCUGCUGGUUGAAAGAAUGGCUGCUUCUUGAAAACACUGACAUUUUGGAUUUGGAAGGUUUUAACAAUGUAUUUGGAUGGCAUGCAUAUCUGUGGUAUGAUAAGGUUAAAGCACAUAAAGCAUUUAAAAAUCACAUUGUCAGGAAAGCAUUGUUUAAUGUUUGGAUAAGAUACAAGGAUUUAUUGGAAAACAAAACUCCAAGGAAGCGAAAGCCUUGAAAAAGCUCAAUAUGGAGGUCAAGUGGCCGAAAUAUUGGGAAAUCUUGGAACAAGAUAGAGAUAGAUUGAAAUUGCAGAGUUUUGAAAAAUUAAAAAACAAAGUGCGAGACUGGCUUCAUUAUUAUCAGAUAAUGGAGGUAUACAAUUUGGACAAGAAAAUUGGCUUCCAGGUGGAAAAAUCAAAAUUAGAAACAGAACUGUUAGAACCCAAAACUAAGACUUUGUCAAGAAUGUAUAACUUGCUGCUGAAAUGGAACACUCAGGAUGAAACGGUGAAAUCUGUUAUGAUCAGGGCCCUGCGGGACUUGACAUCUUUCCGCAGGGCCUGCAAGACAGAGCUGUUCCACCAGGCCUUUGGCCAGGGCACAGCCUGACUCCCUCCCUCGGCAAUCUUCGCGGAGCUCUGGCCCAAUGGUUGCCAGUGGCCUGAAUUAAUUAAUUUUAUAAUGAAUGAUUUUAGAGUGUUGUUUAUGCUAUACUUUUAUACUGUUUUAUUGUUGUUAGCCGCCCUGAGCCCGGCUUUGGCUGGGGAGGGCGGGAUAUAAAUAAAAUUUAUUAUUAUUAUUAUUAUUAUUAUUAUUAUUAUUAUUAUUAUCAAAUGGGCACAAGAUGUAGGACACAACAUUAUGUUUGCUGACUGGGAACAGUUAUGGACCACAGGUAUGAAAUUUACGGCAUGUAAUGCCAUAAGAGAGAAUAUUAUGAAAACGAUAUACAGGUGGUACAUAACCCCAGUCAAGCUUGCAAAAAUCUACCAUUUGCCUGAUAAUAAAUGUUGGAAAUGUAAAGAAACUGAAGGUACAUUUUUUCACCUUUGGUGGACGUGCCCAAAGAUUAAGGCUUUCUGGGAGAUGAUAUAUAAUGAAUUAAAAAAGGUAUUUAAAUAUACCUUCUUGAAGAAACCAGAGGCCUUUCUCCUGGGCAUAGUCGGCCAAUUGGUGUUGAAAAAGGAUAGAACUUUUUUUAUGUAUGCUACAACAGCAGCAAGAAUACUCAUCGCAAAGUAUUGGAAGACACAAGAGCUACCCACACUGGAGGAAUGGCAGAUGAAAUUGAUGGACUAUAUGGAAUUGGCGGAAAUGACUGGCAGAAUCCGUGACCGGGGAGAAGAGUCGGUUGAAGAAGAUUGGAAGAAAUUCAAAGAUUACCUACGGAAAUAUUGCAAAAUUAAAGAAUGUUAGAGUGAUGUUGGAUUGAAAUGAAGUGGCUUCUAGCUGUACAGGCUUUAAAGUUAAUAUAUAGAUCAAGAUUAAGGAUUAGGAUUAAAAAAAGUUAAAAGAAAUGGAAAAUUGGCUUUUAAUAGGUUAAAACUUAAUGUUAUAUUAUAUUAAGAUUAAGGAUUAGGAUUAAAAAGGAGGGAAAGGAAUUGCUGGACAAACAAAUUGAAUUGGAAUACAAAAGAGGGAGGUAUGAGGAGGUCCGGGAAAUAAGUUAAUGUAAAAGUUAUGAUGAAAAGAAGGAAUUGUUUUUAACUGUUUUUUCUUUCUUUUUCCUUUGUAUUUUGUAUGGUGUAUUUCUCUUUUUAUUUUUAAAUUUCUUUUUUUCCCCUUUCUCUUAUUAAGAUGUCUCUUUUUAUGUGAAACUUCAAUAAAUAUAUUUUUUUUAAAAAUGUUUUGGGUAGCCUACCUUCUUUGGUGUGUUUUUUCCUAAUUGUUCUGUCCAUCUUUAAUGAUGGUACCCCAUUCAGAUCUGCCAUUAGUAUUACCUUCUUAUCUGCAAUCUCCAAAAGAUCUGUUUCAAAUUUUUGAAAGAAUUUUGAUUUAUUUUCAUUUGGUGCAUAUAUUCCCACCAAUACUAUCUUUUCUCCUUGGACUUUGAUUUGUACCAUUAGAAUCCUCCCUUUAUCGUCUUUUUGGAUUAGCUUGGGUUCAAGUGCAGGUUUAAUGUAAAAUACUACACCACGUCUUUUAGCAUUGUCUGCUGAAAUAAAAUCCAUCCCUAAUUCUUUUAUUAAUCAGAAUUCUUUUCUGUUUGUUUGCUACGUGUGUUUCCUUCAGGGAAAAAAAGCAUAUUUUGACUGCUGUAAGAAGCAAUCAUUUUAUUUAGCUAGUUGACAAAUGUUUGCAUUUAUUUUAAAACUCAAAAUAAUUAGAAAAAAAAUGGAUGUAUUAAAAUGAUAUGCCUGGGUAGGCUUGCUGGGGGGGGGGGUGUAUUCAAAAAAGUUGAUUAGUGAAAUGUUUGGGUCUGCUGAUAUUAACCAUGAUGGCAAUAUGGAGCAUCCACAUUCCAAGGCAAUGUACCCUUGAGUACCAGUUGCUGAAGAGCAGCAACGGAGAGAGAGCCUUGGUUUUCCUACCCUGCAGGAUGCUGGGCUAGAGUGAUGUCUGAUCCAGCAGUGCCCUUCAGAUGCUAUGAUAAUUUGUGUCGUGUUCUUGCUUCAGGUCUUAACGGUGAGGAAGCAAUGCCCAAGAUGACGGACGUGCUUUUACCAGCACCUCCAAGUCAUGUGCCAGAGGGGCCACUCCUGAGUGAGAAGCUGGAACGGCUUCGUACCUUAGAGGAUAUGGAGGCCAUGGAGCCAGAGGAAGUCCCACGGGAAAACAGAAUGCCGGAAGUCAACGGUGCUGAACUUCAGCAGCCUCUGGAAGCUGAGUCAUCGCUACAGCCCAAGGAUAGCAAGACCCAGACCUCCAAUAAGACAGCCAAGCACAAGGCUCUGAUUGAUCUGAAGGCAGUGCUGGCUCAACCACUUCGUCCCAUGCAGUGUCCGUUUUUGCCUUCUGCUGUACAGGAUGAGGUGAGCACCAUUAGGAGGGGUUAAUCAGGGGUUCCAUGGAUCCGGAAGAGCUAAGUGCUAACGCUUUACUUGCACUGUGUCCCUUCAGGCUAACGACAUGGGAAGUGUUCAUCUUUGAAAGCUCCCCAGUGGGAGAAAGCUAGUGUGUCAGGGAGAAGGUUUAAUCUCUUUGGCGUGUUUGUUUUCCAGCUGCAGGGAGCCUUAUCCCAAUGCAUCAGGGAAGAGACCAAUGGUAGAGAGUAUGCUUUACAUUAGGGAUGGGGCGGGGCUGUGGCCCUCCAGAUGUCAUUAGUCAACACCCAUCAGCUCCAGUUAGCAUAGCCAACUAUGCUAAGGGUAGUUGUAGUCCAAUAACAUCAGGAGGUCCACAGGUUCCCCUUGCAUCACAUGUAGAAGAGCUUUGGUUCAUUCCUUGUUUUGUUUCUCGUUAAAAACUGAUUUUGGGUAGCAGAGUUGGAAGCAGUAUUUGCCUAGAGUUAUUGGAGAGCCAGCACUGAGCUAAAAGGACCAACUGUCUCACUGUAUGAGAAAGCCAAUCAUUGCCUUCACAGAAUAGCUUUUUCAGAGCAGGCUAGCCCAGUUCAGAAAUGAAUGGCAAACUAGGGUUUGUUGUUAGAAGAAGAAACCUGAGGCUCAUGCACUCCUCCACAUGUAUGAAAGGAGGAUGAAAGCUUCUACUUUACCCCUUUAAAAAAAUGUUUUUAUUUGAAUGCACACACAUUUUGUGUGUGUGUAUGUGUGUGUGCACGUACACACACACAUACAUACAUACUAAUAGAGUAUUAAGAAUGAAUAAUAACCUGGUGAAAGCACCUAAACAUCAACAACAGCAAUUACAAAAAACAAAAACUAGGCUAUUAACAUUAGUACGAUUUAUAUGCCUAGAGAAACUUAGACAUUAAAAUAGGAGUAACUAAUAAUACAAUGGUACCUCAGUUCUCAGACAAAAUCCGUUCGCUUUUUCAAAAACCAAGGCACGGCUUCCCAUUGGUUUCAAGAGCUUCUUCCACUCAGCGGAAGCCAUGUUGUACGUUCAGGUUCCGAAAAGUGUUUGAAAACGGAAGCAUUUACUUCCGGAUUUUCGGUGUUCAAGAACCGAAACGUACAACAACGGAGGUGUUCGGGAACCGAGGUUCCACUGUAUAACCAAAGGGACAUUAUUAUGCUUUCACUUUUGAAUUAAUCACAGUUCCCUGUUAAGUCCAAACUUGAGGAACUGUGGUUAGAUGUCUUCAAUAUGCUAGUUUAUUUUUUAACGAGCAGCAGAUAAAACAAAUUUCUGUUCCACAAGUUCAGACAUAACAGGGCUUACAAGCAGGUAAUUUCAACCUGCUUUCACAUAAAGAAGGGGAGAGAGGAAGGGACAGCAGCAGCACACUGACGAUAAUAGAAUCGUAGAAAGGAACCAUGGAAGGAACCGUGAGGGUAAUCUAGUCCAACCCCCUGCAAUGCAGGACUCUUGCCCAACAUGGGGCUCGAACCCACAACCCUGAGAUUAAGAGUCUCUUGUUAUGCAAGUGUAUUGUUAUCUGAUCAGCCUUCCAGGUGGUGUUUGACUAUGGCUCCCAUUAUCUGUAAGUAUUGGGUUUGCUAACUGGGGGAUGAUGGGAUUUGGAGUCCAUCAGUAUUGUGGGGGGGGGGGGGCACCUUGGGGUAGGCUGCAAUGUGACAAAGCAUGCUUUGUCAUUUAGUUUGAAUCAUGCCAGCAUGUCUCAAGCAGACAGCUUGUGUACUACAGGAAAGUAUUUGAGGACCAAACUGCUCCAGAGAAUUCUUGCAAGCGAGCUGAGUCACAUGCUGCUGGGAAAGGGAAGGAGGUGUUUUAAAAUCCAAACACUAGAGCUCCUGGACAGUGCUCUGGGCAGAGAAAUUCCUUCCUGCUCCAAAUCCCUGCACUGAGUCAGACUCUGUGAGCAGAAGCAAUUCAGCAAUCUCCUCGAAUGAGCUUUCAUUGGAUGCAGUUCCUUGCCACACAGCAGUAUCUUGCUCCUUGUUGGUUAAGGAUGCAAAGUGGGGAGGAGACUCAUUUGUCUGUUCUCUUCGUUCAUUGUACACCUGUCUUUUGGCUCCAGCAGGGCCUUCAAAAAAGCUUAACAGCACUUUCUGUAAAACAAUUUCAUUUCCAAUUGAGCAUCAAGAUCACUGUUAGAUUAUACUCUUCCUGUGUUAGUUACCUAUUGUCUGGAAAUCCUGUGAGACUCCUUGUCCACCUGCCUGCUGAUCUUUUUCUCCCUUGCAGCUAGAGAUGGGCAAAGACCAGCGACAGGUGAUCCGGGAGGCCUUUGCAAGUGACAACGUUGUUGCCAACUUUAUGAAAGAAAAGCGUCGGGCAGAGCAAAACAGCAAACCGAAAGUUAUCAAUCUGGUGCUUCCAGGAUGGGGCGAGUGGGGAGGUGCAGGACUACGGCCGAGUAAGAUGAAGAAGAGACGGUAUGUUCAGGGUGGAAGCUUAAUGGUCUGUCACUGCCAACUGUUACCUGCUUCACCUCCCUUCUUCCUUUUCUUUUUUGCCUUCUAGGUUCCUUAUCAAACCAGCAGCUGGGACCCCAAGGAAAAACAGGCACCUGCCCAAUGUUAUCCUGAGUGAACAGCGCAAUAUUUUAGCAGGGGUGCAUCAGGUGAGUUUAUCACUCUGGCCUAGGAGGCUGCUGUUCACACUUUCAGCUGCAGAAACAAUGUGGGGAAAAGAAGAUACAGUAUAAAUGUUCUUAGACUCAUAGAAUUCUAAGAUGUUAGAAUUGACUUCUUCUUAAUUAUAUAGUUGGAAGGGACCUCAAGGGUCGUCUAGUCUAACUCCCUGCAAUGCAGGAAUGUAAUUAAACUCUGUGAAUUUAACUGAGGAAAGACCAUAGCUCAAUCAGGAGAGCAUCUGCUCUGCAUGCAGAAAGUCCCAGCUUCCAUCCCCUGCCUCGCCAGUUUAAAAGGAUGAAGUGAUGGGAAAGGUGUGCGUGGAUUGCUGAGAAGUAGACAGUUCUGGGACAGAUGGAUAAAUAGUCCAACCUGUUAUAAGGCAAAUUCCUAUGUACUUGAUUGGGUAUGUACAGGCAACACCCUGUUUGCAUGGGGUUGUGUUCUGGGUUAUUGCACGCGUCAGCAGUUGCGCAUAAGCCCGUUCUGCCCUUUUCUGGGGCCAAAAGCAGCACGCAUGUUGGUGGCCAGAUGACAGUCAGAUGUGCAGAAAAUGGUCACUGCCUGUACUGUGUACCUGAUACCAAUUCUUUUCUUUUGGUAUUUUUUUAUAAGGAUUGUUUUAUCUGCCUGAAGGUUGAUAGAGCAGGUUGGAACUACAAAAUAAUAAAAUGCAAGCAGCUCACCAAGACUUUGUGCACGUGCCCCCUCACUCCCAGGAACUGCCUGCUUAGCUGUGUGUUGUUCCUAGCCUUCCACUUUCAGGGUGCCAUUAAACUACUUCUUCGCUACACUGCAGGUGAACCAGCUGCCCUUCCCCUUUGAGAACAGCAAGCAAUUUGAACGCAGCAUCCAAGCACCCAUGGGCCCCACUUGGAACACCCAGCGUGCUUUUCAGCGUCUGACAGCUCCUCACAUUGUCACCCAGCCUGGCCACAUCAUCCGGCCCAUCAGUGCUGAGGACAGUGAGCUGCUCUGCAAAGUGGAAAAGGCAAAAGCCAUGGGAAGGGAGCCGGAUUUGGCACUAUCAUUGUCACCCCACAAUCAUCACCCACACCAUGCCUCAAAGAGGAAGGCUCGGCGGAGCUAAGUCCUACAGGGGCUCUGCCAUACAGGCCAGACUCCUUGGGCUAACUGGCACUGUUGUCUUCUUAUUUUCUUCAGUCAAUUUUAUUGAUUUUCAGUAUAUAACACAGAAACACAUACAACAAAUGUCUUCGUUUCCCAUCCCUCCCUCCUCCCUCCGUUUAUUCCCACGGAACAAAUCAGUUUAUUAAAUUCUGCCAGAGUCCACUGAGUGAAUCAGGUGGAUGCCAGUCAUCAGGGUUAUCAUUUUGAAAACCCAAUGAAAGGAUGACAAGUUUCAGUAAAGUCAUCUAUGUCUUCUGUGCUGUUCAGUGCUUGUACUCUCCUUGUUCGUUUUUCCAGUAAGGCAAAUUGUCUGUGCAUCUUGCUUCCGCACAGAAUUCUGUAAAUGAUCCAGUCUCUUCCAUUUCUGUGCCACCAAGUGGAAAGUGAAUCAAUUAACUAUUUGUAUAAAAUCAUGGAACAGUAGAGUUUGAAGGGAUCUCCGAGGGUGACCUAGUCUAACCCCCUGCAAUGUAGGAAUCUCAACACGCUGUCCCUUGUCCAAUUUGAAACCAUACCAGACCCUGCUCAGCUUUACAAAUGUGUUAGUAGUUUUGUUGCUGCAAUUGAAAUUAAGCUUUUUUCCCCUGGAAAUGGUUAACAGGCCUAAACUUGAUGUGCAUUCUGCAUGUUGCCGCUUGAUGUUGCUUCCCCCACCCCCACCCCACCCUGUGAACAACUUUUGCCAAAAAGGAUGUACAUAAGUCACAUGUGGAACAUUGUACCAAUUGUAUUGCAAGCUUACAAACACAAGUAUGAUAAUGAUUUAUUAAUAUAGCUGCAUGUUAGUGGUGUCAGAUGCCAUUUAUGUAACAGCUUAAAUGUAAUCACUCAUAUGAGUUGAGACUGAUGCUAAGGGUUUUUUGGCCCAUGAAUUAUUCCAAUCCAUGUCUUCACUUUCUAUGCUAAAUACGUUUUGUUAAAGUUUGUGGGUCGUAAAUCCUUUGACUCACGGAGUUUGCUGCAACGGCACUGCAAUAAAUCUGAUUUAUUGGCA